Messenger RNA from Porites lobata, 17747 nucleotides. The record is from the annotation of a GenBank genome assembly. NCBI's taxonomy places the organism in Eukaryota, Metazoa, Cnidaria, Anthozoa, Scleractinia, Poritidae.
AUGGCUCCUUCUGGCAAUCCCUUGAUUUGGAGUUCGAAGCUUGUUUAUGAAGGCGAAUUCUCGUCUGCUAUACGAGGUCAUCAUGUCUACAAACCGACAUGGUCUCCAACUUAAGACUCAAAUUCCAAGCUAUCAGUGACAUUUAACGCUUUACCCUUCCAUUUAUUCUGACAAAUAAUAGCAACACCACCACCGAUCGGCGAGCCAGCUCUAUCUUUCCUCACCAUAAUAUACGGGGGCACCCAACGAGAAUAUAGUUCAAAACCACUUAAACAUAGCAUUGUUAAACGUAUUUUAGUAUUUAAACGGUAGAUAUAGGCAUAUUUUUAUCUCCUAAAAAUUUUUCAUCUGUUCGGAUUUCACUAGUUGAAAGUCUAGUGAACCGAAAAUUAUAGGGAUUAAAACUUACCUCUUCGAAAAUUUCAGCCAAAAAAAAGGUUCGCUAAAAUGCUAGGGGACCUUUUUAGGGUAAAAAUCAGUUAAAAAUGGGCAAUUAUACCAUUUUUUUGAUGUUCGAAAAUCCUAGGGGAGGCAGGAAAGCAAGAAAUUUUAAAACAAAUGCUCCGAAAAUUCUAGAUCUCAAAUCGUCUUCCGAACAGAUAUUUUCCGAAAAUUGAUGUUGGGUGCCCCUGAAUACAGCCCUCUGGCCAAUUCGAAUGUGAUAAGAUUAUCAUACUCAACCAUGACUCUAUAUGUUUAAAAUAAUCGCCUCCCUCCAAUAAUCGCCCACCCCCACCCCUCUCGCCAUCUUCUCUUGCUUUUAUCCCUUCCCUGUCAAGUUGCAGUGAAGCCUGAUCCAGCAAAACUGAUUAGUGACAAUUCAAGCUCGGGUGCCGAGGAUGUUGGCAUUGAAACUUUAUCAAAUGACCAAAAUAAUUUUCGGUUUGAUGGAAUAAUUAAAACAAAAUAUUUAGGACACGACCUCCAGUGAGCAAUAUUUGAAAUAAUCGCCCCCUCAAAUAAUCGACUCUUUUUUGGGGGAAAAAAAUAGUCAUCAGUAGUAAUACUGGUUACUUCAUCACACAGCCAAUCAGAAUCGAGUAUUUCAAACACGUGACUGAAUUAAUUUACUUUCGACCAAUCAGCGUUCAGGAUUUCAUGGGGUAAGUACUACAUGUAAAACCAUCACGAAAAGUCUCCCAACAUUCCCCCGUCAUGUAAGACACACGAAAAGUCACGUUUCAACCAAUUUUAUUCUAACGUCAUACCUAGCGUUACAAUCGGGACGUGUGUGACCUCCUAUUGACGUCACGCCCAUUUCGUUUUAAAAAGUUUAAAAAGUCAUCAAAAAAAUGGUCGGGAAAGCGAUGGUUCAGUGGCCAUCGCCGGUACUGGCAAGAAGUUCUCGCUUUCGGUCAAUGAGUCCAGCCAGCGAGGUGGGACUCGAGGCUUACAGGUUCGAAUCCUGUCGGGAACGUAACUCUUUUGGUUCUUAAAUCAACUCCAUUCUUGUUCCUAAUGAGUGGAAAGUCUAUUUAUAAAAAUAGGAAUGAAAGGUGCGAUCGCCUGGCAACACAUGUCUUCUUGUUUAGCGCUAAAAAUCGGAUAUAUAAACAAAACACACACACACACAUACACAGAGUGGAGCUGAAAACUCUCUAUUUCAAUUUUGACUCACCAUUACGCGUGUUUUAAUUGAUCCUUGUUAAGUUAUCAAUUGUUUGUAAUUUUACAAUAAUAAGUCAAGGUGCUCCCUUGGGUCUAGCUGUAGAUAUGAACUAAUUUAUAUUCCAGUUUGGACUUGUUACGCCGCAUAAUUAACUGACUAACGGCGACCAUAAGCUCCUCAAGUGCUGAGAUUUCAAUAGUUAGUCGUUUCCUCGAGAUAGAACGGAGAAAACGCUUUCGUAAUGGUGAGUCAAAAUUGAAAUAGAGAGUUUUCAGCUCCACUCUGUGUAUGUGUGUGUGUGUGUGUGUUUUGUUUAUAUAUCCGAUUUUUAGCGCUAAACAAGAACACAUAUGUUGCCAGGCAUCCUCGGAGACCCAGGGGCAGAUAGUGGGGGCGAGGGAAAGUCUAAACGGGCGGAAAAAUAUGGCACGAAGAAAAGUAAAGAACGGCGAGAAGAGCCCCUGGGGACAAUGUCUUACCAGACAAGUUCCAGACGGUCGCCGCCGUUCUGGCUUCUGAUUGGUGCCAGAAAAACACAAGUUUUCUGCCACCAAUCAGAAGCCAGAACAGCAGCGACCGUUUGGAACUGGUCUGGUAAGACAUUGUCCCCAGGGGCUCUUCUCACCGUCCUUUACUUUUCUUCGUGCCAUAUUUUUCCGCCCGUUUAGACUUUCUCUGGCCCCCACUAUCUGCCCCUGGGUCUCCGAAGAUGGUUGCCAGGCGAUCGCACCUUUCAUUCCUAUUUUUAUAAAUAGACUUUCCACUCAUUAGGAACAAGAAUGGAGUUGUUUUAAGAACCAAAAGAGUUACGUUCCCGACAGGAUUCGAACCUGUAAGCCUCGAGUCCCACCUGACUGGCUGAACUCAUUGGCCGAAAGCGAGAACUUCUUGCCAGUACCGAUGGCCACUGAACCAUCGCUUUCCCGGCCAUUUUUUUGAUGACUUUUUAAACUUUUUAAAACGAAAUGGGCGUGACGUCAAUAGGAGGUCACACACGUCCCGAUUGUAACGCUAGGUAUGACGUUAGAAUAAAAUUGGUUGAAACGUGACUUUUCGUGUGUCUUACAUGACGGGGGAAUGUUGGGAGACUUUUCGUGAUGGUUUUACAUGUAGUACUUACCCCCAUGAAAUCCUGAACGCUGAUUGGCCGAAAGUGAGUUAAUUCAGUCACGUGUUUGAAAUACUCGAUUCUGAUUGGCUGUGUGAUGAAGUAACCAGUAUUACUACUGUCAUCGCUCCCGGCUAUUAUGCUAGGAAAUACGGUAUCAAUGUUAUUGUUAGUAAGCUCAGCAUAAAGAGCCCGAACUGCAUCAGGUUUUGCCAGGGACCGGGCAUUCAAAACCAUACACUUUGGUACUAUGUUUGGUGCUGUAGACCCUUUGUUGAUUUUAACAAUCGAGAGCGUUCGCGGCCGUUCACUCGGGUUGCGUGAAUUAGGGUCAACCUUGUCACGAUAGGAUGGAACAAUAGUCGGUGAUUGAAUAGCGGCGCUUUUUGGUAUUGAGGCGCUUGGAAUGCCGGGGUGGAGGGUACUUCCUAGUAGUAGGCUAAUGGGUAUGUGCUGCUGGAUUGGGUCGCAUUUUCACGACUGGAUUGACUAUUAUGGGGUUACAUUUUUAUAAGAGUGACUGGAACGGGGUCGCACAUUUUCAGGAUUUUUGGGGUCAGAAAAUCCAGGUAUGUAGGGAUUUAAAAAUAGUAAGAUUUACACCACACCAAGUUUAACAAAAAUCUGGCAGAUCAUUUCAGGAUGUUCUUUUUUCCAAAAGUGACUAAGAUAGGGUCUAUAAUAUCGCCACAGUAUAGACUAUAAUGAGGUCGGGGUUUUGAGAGGCCAGCAGUACAUACCUAACAAAAAUUAACCCAAUUAACCCCCCCCCCCCUCGGGUUGGAACGAGGGUGCUUAUGCAAUACGGGUUCUUAUUAGAGAGUGGGCGCUUAUUGGAACGAAGUUAGUUCGUUGAUGUUCAGAAUAAUUGUUUCUUUUAGAGGUACAGGUAUUUCGCGUGAGUGCAAACAACACUUAUAAUUCUGGUGAUGCAAAACACAACACUAAUUUUUACGCACCAUUCAUGGUGUUUUGAACAUGCAUGGAGACUUGAAGUAAGCGCAGUAAAAAAACACGCUUAAAAUAGCAGGUGGAUUGUUUAACAGUAUCAAAAAUAACCAAAAUCUAAUUAUAUGUCACAUUCGAAAUUCAGUAACAUUAUGUUUACCAUAUAUUUGGUUUAAUAACUUAAAAGAGUGUACUGAAAGAUCACAAGAAGGACAAUUAACACUGGUGUAGAACUAAUUCUCUGAUGAAAAAUAAUCCCCCUCCCCCCUUGACCGCGGACUACGCAACCUCUUAGACAUUACUUACCUUUAAUAACCAUUCGGUUUCUCUUUUUUUCACUAGCUCCUUUAGAAAUAGAAGCACGUGGUGAAAAAGCACAGCUCGCUUAUCAAAGUGCUCUUAAAGAUGGAGCCAUUAAUGUUUACCGUGGUCGAGUAUUACUUAUUGGGCAGGAUCGGGCAGGAAAAACAAGUUUGAAGAAGUCUCUCAUUGGUCUGCCGUUUAAUCGAAAAGAGAAAAGUACUGACGGAAUUGAAGUGGAUCCUUCAAAAUUUCAGAUAGACCUUGAUGAAGUCAGGAAUUGGCAACCUAUUGAUGAGAGAAAACAAGGAUUGCUGGGAUGUUCGAGAGAUGUGGCACAGAUGGUGGUGGAAAAGAUGUAUAAUAUUACAGUUAACCGCGACUGGGUUCAGGGAGAGGAAAGAGGUGAAGCAAUACUUCAAAGUGGUGAUAACAAGAAUAGGAAACAGGUUGAUACUGAUGGAGAAAAGGAGGAAGUUUCUCUUUUGAACCAGGUUUGUCUUUGUUGGUUUUGAAAUGUGAUGUUUUUUCUUGAAUCCAUCGUUACUGCAAGAACGGGCUAUUUCCAUGAUUGUACGCAUCUACACGUAAGCUGAGCCUUUGGGUUAGCAGUGCGUGUGCAAACCAAAGUGAGUAUAGCCGUAUCUUGAUUUAUUUUUGAGUGUUAAUUAGGCCUCGAGUAUAGCUAUCGCUUAGUUUUUUUUUCUCUUUUGUUAAUCACAAUUUCGCUUGUUUCCUUUUCUUUAUGCGAGGAGCCAAGGGGCUGGGGGCAUUGAAUCAAACACCAUUUUCCUAUAUAUUCUUAAAUUUACUGUUCCUUAAAAAAUUUAAGAACAUAUUAAUGUUUUGUCUACCUUAAGCCUCCAAUAAUUGUGCCUCAAUGUUUGAGCUUAUUAAGAAUUUUCUGUCAUCAAAACAACUUUAAUUGGCUGAAUAAUCGAAAAAAAUCGUACCAGCUAUGUUAAGUCUUUCAGAAUCAGAAUCGACAGUUAUUAUUUUUUCCUACUGUGCUACAGGUUUGCGAUCCAAACGAAGACAGUGUUAGUGAACCCACGUUAACAGGACCUGAUCAUGAGUUAGUGGUUGAUACUACUUUACUUCCAGAGGAGAUCAAGGAGCGAGCUGUACAGUUGAUAAAGGAAAUACAAGGUGAAGUUAUAAAGGCUGAAGAAUCUGUUGUCAGUAUUGAACUGUGGGAUUUUGCUGGACAACACCUGUAUUAUGCAUCUCAUCCUGUAUUUUUAACAUCACGUGCGCUGUAUAUCCUGGUGUGCAACCUCAGCAAGUCACUGCAUGACACAGCCAAGCCUUGUGUGAGGCAAGGGUCUCGGAAUGUUCAUUUGGAAAACCCAAAUGGAGAAACAAAUCUUGAGAACUUGUUGUCGUGGCUGUCCACAGUGCAUAGCGUUGCACAGAUGAGAAGAGAAACCUGUGAUGAUGUAGAAAAAGAGGUGCCUCAUUUGCGCCCCCCAGUGAUCAUUGUAGGAACCCAUGCAGACAAACCAUUUGAAGACAUUGAAACAAUGAAAACAGAAAUCCAGAACGCAAUUGCUGGUAAAGACUAUGAAGGACAUGUGGUGCGGCCUAUCUUCAGCAUUGACAACACUGCAAAAUUAACUCAAAGAAAAAUCCAGAAAAAGGUUUUCGGGAAAGAUGAAAACAUUGAUGACAUCCAAGCUCUGCAAGUAAAAAUCAUGGAAGUGCUAAGACAGGAACCUUACAUUGGGGAGAGGAUACCUGUGAGGUAAAUUAUGGUGAUACAAGAACAGAAUCAAUUAAAGUAAAUAUUAAAAAUAGUUUCCAUGUCAAGGGUUGAACUAUGAACGCACUGAAAUUGCGGUUUAUAGGUAUGGCGUUUGUUUCCACCAGUCCUUGUAAGAUUUUUUCUUUGAUAUGUGAUGAAUUUCAGGUGUCAUCAGUAACUCAUCCACUGUGACCCUACAUAAAAGCGUGGCCGCAAAACAUCUUAAGGCUGCUUCAUUGUAGUUUUUUACUUUAGUUAAAAAAAAUUACAGCGAGAAGAGAAAAAUUCAGUGAUUCCUGUAUGAGCCACCUAGCGGUCAUAAGAAAUGAGAAUAUCUCGUUGAUUGAAACAAGUUAACCAUGAAAAGCAGUUUUGACUGGCGUUAAAGAAUAUUCUACCCUGAAGGGUUUGAUUAUCUUAUUUCGAAUUGGCCGAAAAGCAAUGUGUACAUUUCAUUGUUUUAAAAAGGUAAAAGUGAAGUGGAUCACACACCCGUUAAAUCUGUAGUAAACUGCAUAACUGCACAGGGAAACCAUUUCGAACAUGACCAAGUGUAUUAGUUAAGCUCAUAUAAUCUUAUAUUUAUCUUAUUUCAACUUUAAAAGACCAUCAAUAGGCCACUUGCACUAUGACAUCAUUUUACUACUACGACCAGAAUCCUUCAGGGUUUUGCUACCUUGUGUAAAUUAAGGCUUUUGUUAUUUAAACCUCACUGGGAUUACAAAAUUUAAAUAUGAAAGAAAGAACGAAAGGAUUCUGGCCGUAGUAGAAAAAUGACGCCAUCAUGCAAAUGACCUAAUACUAAUAAAAAUUCUCCACGGUUAAUCACAUGUCAGCAGUCAUGUUUUGGAACGUGUGCAUGCUUCUGUCCCCGGUUGUUCAAAUAAUGAAUCAAUAUCGCACAGAGAAGGCCCUGUACUUUACUCGGUACGGGUAUGCUGUGACAUGGUUACUUCAAUGCGCGCUAUCGAUUUUCUCUUUGCUUUUAUUGACUAGAUGGUUACACUUUGAGAAGAUGAUCAACGCUUUACUUUCCAAGCCCAAGCCAGAUUAUUACCUAAGUAUAACGAAACUACGGACCCUUGCCAAGGAGAAGUGCUUCAUCCAUGAUAAGAAAGAGUUUACCACCAUGGUGAAUUUCUAUCAUGACCUGGGGAUAAUUAUCAAGCACCGUAGCACAGUCAUCUUGAGUACCCAGUGGCUGAUAAACUUGUUCGGACAGCUGAUCACUAUUCCAGACUUUAAGAAAAUGGUAAGAAAUGGAUUUUAAACGUGUUUUAAAACUUGCAAGGCUUAUAAUGUUCCACAUUUUGGAGGACAUCACAGGUUUCCAACCGUGCUGUAGCUAAUAAAAAUAACUAUAUCAGGAGCAUUGCUCGCUAUCUUUUUGAAAAUGUUAACUGUUCCUCAAAUAUUUCUAAAGAGCAAAAUCGUAGUGGAUUGGGCUGCUAUUUAAUAUUUUCCCAGUGUUAAACAGUUAGGGUAGGCGAUGUAAUUCUGAAAUGAAAUCUUAUAACAAACCUAUAACAACUGAAUUAGUACUAAUGCCUGGUCAGCAGUCGUCCCUGUAAUCAACCCGCUAUAAUGACGUCACUAAGAGCAAACAAUACAAUGAAACAUUUUCACUGCGCUUUCUUAUUUGAACGUUGUAAUAUCCCAAGAGGAUUCUUGUUUCAAUUUCGAAGGACAUCAGGUGACGUCACGAGGUAACCGCUAACAAUAAGAGGAGCUUAUAACCAAUUUACCCGCAAUUUUCCCUUUAUCUAGGGUCAAUGAAAUUGGACAACCAAACAGAGUGAAAAUACAUAUUGUAUAUAGAAAGGAAACCUGACAUUUCUCCUCCUGAACUGAUACACGCGAGGAGCGAAUUGCGAAAAAAUUUAUAACACUGCUCAACCUGCACAAAAAAGAAGAAGUUUAGCUUGUACCAAGAAGUAUUGUCUCCUACGCUGUCUUCCUUUUGGCUCGUUACGCAACCCUCUCCAACUAGAUUACAAGUAGUCUCUUCCUCAGGGAUAGUGGAGCGAGCGAAUUACGCGAGCGCGCGUGAAAUUUGUCACCCUCGAGGAAGGUGACAAACGUUCCUGUGUUUUAAUCGCUCAAAUAUCCCAGAGGAACAUAAGGGGCCACUCGGAGUAUAGCCUCAGUAGUAUAUUAGGGAUAGAACCAGCCUUUUUUGCGGUGGAAUGUUCGCUGGAAUACAUAAACGCUGAUGAUGUCAUAACCUUUUGUCUUUAUCUCAUGAAUAAAAUGCGGUUGAAUCUCUUUAAAGGGUUGAAAAUAGCACACGGCCUUAUCUUAGGGCCAGUUUACAUCGAGGUGGAGGACCCUAGAUAGGUGAGGUAACCCGGUGCUGGUCACCCCAGCUAUCAUGUAAACGUGGUCAAAUUAAAAUGAGACAUUAUGUGGACAGACUGGUUACCCCACCUAAGCGGGCUACCUCACCUACCUGGGGUCCCUCACCUCCAUGUACACAGGCCCUAAGAUAAGGUCGUGUGCUAGUUUUAACCCUUUGGACAGGUUUUCCAGUUAUUUCUUGGUAGAUGAAGGUCUUGCUUUUUGACUGGUUGACGACUAUAUGUAAGAACUAGGAAAAGUAUUCAAUGGUUGAUUCAGGUUGUCGAAGGAAUAAGCGCUAACUCGCCUGUGACGUAGUUACGCAAGUUACAUUUCAUACCGCUUUCAUUGUUCAAUAAGUUGUUCCGGUUUACUAUGCGCGCAAAUCGUUAAUUUUUCAUGAAUACGAAGCCACACUAGCCCUUUCUACCACGAAAAACAUUUUUCCACUUUCCCACAUCCCUUUUUCCUUUUCCACAUUUCAUUGUUUCACAUUGUUUCUUUCCACCACGACAACCACGUUUCUAUUGCUUUCUCUCAGCGCGAGGUUAUGGUGAACGUUGUAAAGAAAAGAAAACUUAACUUCGUAAAUCUUCUAACGUUAUUGGAAAAAAUUGUGUACGAACCAAACGGAGGGCUGCUUAGAAGGCUAUCCUCUUUACUUUUAUUCACACAGUAGUACUUGUUAGGCAGACUACGUAACUUUUUCUUUAUAUGCGUCCCCACACAAAAACGGAAAACUCAAGAUCUUUUUCUUUGUUUCUGCAUUAAAAUAUUAAAUAAAAUAACCAACAAUUUACAAGUGCAUUAAUUAACUGGUUCAAAAUUCCCCCAAAAUAUCACUAUUUUAAGAAAGCUUUGUUAUUGUCCUUCACCUUAUUCCGUCUUAGGUUCCUAAGGUUGCCAAGCACUGGAAGGAAGUUAAAGAAAGCGGUGUUCUCUCCAUGGAACUGGUUGAUCUUGUGUUUUCCAACUUUCUCCUGAAGGGGGUUGCCAGGAAAGACAUUCUUGAUUUGAUGGAACGAUUUGAAUUGAUUGCAAAAUUUUCAUCUUCAAAGACAGGUGAAAAGUAUUUUGUUCCAUCUCAACUCAAAGCUUCGCCUGAUUCCCUUUGUUCCAUGGCGCCUACAAGGCUAGACCCAUGUCCUCUGUAUGUUUACUUUGUCAGCGGUUCUGUUCCCCAUGGUCUGUUCACACGGCUUGUUUCUCGAUGUGUCCGUUGGUGUUCUGAAGUUGGUCCAACUCAGCCCCCUACCCUGUACCAAAAUGGAGCGUGGUUUGUUAUUGGGAAGCAAAUUUUUCAUGAUUUUGUUCUUAUUUCUAAGAAGCAGUUUAUUAAGUUUUUUAUCAAGCAAAGAAACCAACCUCAGCAGAUCUCAGUAGAUGACACAAGUGAGGUGGCGGUGCAGGUUCGUGAGUUUGUGGAGGCAACUUUGCAAACUUUGUCACGUGAUCUCUAUAAAGGUGGAUUGCAGUAUCAUAUUCGGGUCGCCUGUCCGUAUUGUCAGCGGGAAAAGUGUUCAAGCCAUAAUCAGAUUGCAUGUUCUUAUGAAGAUUGUCUUCACCUCCUUGAGUUAAGACAAGGCUUUCCCCUGAUUUGCAAGGAGAAACCUGCAGAGGAGGUACUCACUGUUACGGGACAAGAACAGUGGUUCUCACAAAUAGAAAGUAAGGUAGGUAGUAGUGAAAUGCAAUCUCUAGCAGUGCUGUAGCCAUAUAUUUAAACUAAAGAGGCUUCAACAAAGUCCAUGGAUGUGCUUUGUUAAGGUUAUAGUAUGAGGUUUAACGUAUGCCUUUAUUUAUCCAACCACGAGCUCCACUAGAGUGUUAGAGAAGGCUUUGUUGCUAUCAACUUAGCAAACAUUGGUACUUCAAAUCAAGUAAGUUGAUAAGGUCAAUUGGCUGCCAUGUAUUAAUAAUUGUUAUUGGUCUGUAGGCAUAGCAGUUGGCAUAUAAGGUUUUCUCAAGGUCUUUGUAAAUGUGCUGUUUUGCUUUGCGGUUGAGCAAUAAGUUUGUAGCAUCUACCGUGUUGAUAAAAUGUUUUGCAAACCUUCAUUCAAAAAAAUACGGGGGCACCCAACGACAAUUUUCGGAAGAAUAUCUGUUCGGAGGAAGAUUUAAGAUCUAGAAUUUUCGAAACAUUUGUUGUAAAAUUUCUUGCUUGCCUGCCUCUCCUAGGAUUUUCGAACAUCUAAAAAAUGGUAUAAUUGCCUAUUUUUAACGGAUUUUUACCUUUAAAAGGUCACCUAGAAUUUUCGGGAGCCUUUUUUCUGGCUGAAAUUUUCGAAAAGGUAAGUUUUGAUCCCUAUAAUUUUCGGAUCACUAGACUUUCAGCUACGAAAUCCGAACAGAUGAAAAAUUUUGAGGGGAUAAAAAUAUGCCUAUAUCUACCGUUUAAACACUAAAAUAGGUUUCACAAGGCUAUGUUUAAGUGGUUUUGAACUAUAUUCUAGUUGGGUGCCCCUGAAAAUAGAAGCCCCCAGAUAUAAAAUUUCUGUUUUAAAGUAUCCAAUUUUGGUUCCCAAACAGGAAGCGUGUUCUCCAUCAUCAUCACCUGAUACUGCACAGGUUCGUCCAGAGCGUCUGGUACUGAAAGUUACCCUUCUAGCGAAUGAGUGGGGCUCGUCCAGGGGUGGCUUGUCAACAAUAAACAGGACUCUUGCCAUACAUUUGGCAAAAGACGAAAACGUAGAAGUGACCAUUCUUGUACCUGAAUUUGAGUGUGGAGAAAAAGACAAGAGAGUUGCCAAAAGUCACAACAUUUCAAUCAGGGAAGCAGGGCAUCUACCUGGCCUUAGUGAUCCUCUCGACUGGUUGAGCUAUCCACCAGAAGACCUUGACAUUCAGGUUGUGAUCGGCCAUGGAGCAAAGCUUGGUAGACAAGCACAGAUUAUCAGAAAGUCUCAUCGAUGCAAGUGGGUGCAGGUUGUUCACACUGAGCCUGAAGAGCUGGCGAUGCAUAAGAACUAUCCAAGCGCCAUUGCCAAGGGAGAAGGGAAGAACAGAGCUGAAGUUGACCUUUGUCAAAUUGCAGAUCUCGUUGUAGCCGUUGGACCCAAGUUAAAAGAAGCGAUCUCGUCCCAGUUGCGUUCAUCUCGUCGAGAAAUCUUUCAAUUAGUACCAGGUUCCUCUACAGAGUUUUCACAUGUUGAGCAUUCUGAACAAGAGAAUGUAAAUUUCAAAGUGUUAGCCUUCGGUCGCGGUGAUUUUGAAGACUUUAGUCUUAAAGGAUACGACAUUGCCGCUAAAUCCAUAGUUGAAUUGAAGGACAGCUCCUAUAGUCUUGUUUUCGUUGGUGCAUCUGAUGGAAGGCAGGAUGACGUCGCAGAAAUCUUACUCCAGACUGGCAUUUCAAAGAACCAGCUGAUUGUAAGAUCAUUUGUGAAAGACAAACAAAGAUUGAGAGAGUUGUUUUGUGAAGUCGAUCUGGCCAUCAUGCCAUCAAGAACCGAGGGGUUUGGUUUGACAGCAGUGGAAGCCAUGUCAGCUGGUCUUCCCAUUCUGGUUAGUGGAAACUCCGGAUUUGGAAAAGCACUGCGUGGUCUUCCAAUGGGUGAGUCAUUUGUGAUCGACUCUGAUGACCCCAAGGAAUGGGCAAAGGCAAUUGCAGCCAUCCGUCAAAAAUCAAGGACACAGCGGCUUGAGGAAAUCCAAAGACUGCGAAGAAGUUAUGAUGAAAGUUUUUGUUGGGAGGGACAGUGCCAGGCCCUUGUUGACAGGAUGUGGAAGAUGGUCUAUGGUAAGAAAUCAAAUUUACCGAUAGAAUUAAAGUAACGAUAAUAAUAAUAAUUAGUACCUGAUGAUUUUCAAAUGCGUAUCUUUUCAGUAUUAUCCUCCAUUUGGCCUUCAUGAUCUAUCGCUGUAUGUCCAUUGCUUCUGCAAUAGCGAUUUCAUAAAUACAUUUUUACUAUAUUAUGUUUCGUGGUUUAUGUGCAUCCCUGCAGAAAUAUUUUUGUUAACCUUUUAUCCUAAUGUUGGUAUUCACAUUCUCCACACUGUUCUUCAUACAUUUCUUGAGUUACUGAUGAGGAGAAUUUGUUUAACAAACAAGAUCGUUUUUACCGGCUGAUCAAUUCCAUUUUUUGAAACUUUCACGUAUAAUUUUAUAUCAUAUUAACGAUAAAUUAAAAUUUUAAAUCCAUAAGAUUGCGAUUCAUCAAAGUCAUCUGAUUUCUAUUCAUAUCCAGCAGCAAUGGUGGGUUGUCACUAAAAAUGAAGGUUGGAAUCGCUCAUUUUUUUAAGAGUGACAUGUUUUUCUGUAAGUCAUCAUUUUUGUUGUUAACUUUACAGGUCUUGAAAUAACCAAAGAAGAUGACGUUCUACAGAACGACUGUGAAAAAGAUGCUGCAACAGGACCGAUAGCAGGUAAUGUCAUUGUCAAUUAAACCAAAGACAACUUAUUUUUUGUAGUGGAGUGAGGUUAUUUCUUCUGUUGAACCAGGGUACUUUUGAUUUUUCGGGUGCUUUUAGUUUUUCAAUGCUUAGUGUAGCAUCUCCAAGUAAACUGACUUAAAAUAACUGUUUCCCUCUCCCGCUUACAGCCAAACCAUUUAAAUUUACUGCUAAUUAAUUUUAAACUUUUACAGGUGUUGAAAAAAACCGAGAAGAUGACGUUCUAAAGAAUGACUUUGAGAAAGAUGCUGCAACAGGACCGAUGACAGGUGAUGUCAAUAUUUGCUUUGCCAAUUAACCCAAAGCCAAAAUUUAUUUUUGCAGUAGAGUGACGUUAUUUUGUUCUUCUAAAACCAGAGUAAUGUUACUGAAAUUGUCGGCCGGUUUAAGCUUCAGACCAGUGCACCAUAUCCUAUUAAACUGGCGUGAAAUAACCUCUAUCUUAUUUUAUCUUUUCAUCGUCUGCAUACAGGCAAACCCAUUUUCCGUGCACUUCAACAAAUCCUGCUGGAAGCACGCACAGAGCCCAGCAAAACUGAGCUUUCGCAGACUUUAAAGAGGACUGCGUUGGAAAAAGGGUUUACGAUAUCUGACAAUCAAGGAGAGGGAAACUGCAUGUUUUUUGCACUUUCAGAGCAGCUUGACCUUAUCAAAGGAAUUCAAAUCUCCCAUGAUGAGUUACGCCGAACUGUUGUACAGCACCUUCGGGAAAACCCCAGGCUGGUAAGUAUCUUAUUACCUUAUUAUGGUGCACACAUUUGCAGUAUACGCGCAUAGCCGUGGCAUUUGCCCCCCUACAUUGUUUUGAUUCCUCUUAAAGUUAAAAGAAAUAAGGCCUUGUCCAUACGUAUCCGAAAUACGGGUCCACACGAAGCCUAUUUGAAUCUUUUUCGCCUGUCCACAUAAAAACGCUAAAAUGAUUGAAAUACGAUAGCAUCCAUUUACAAAGCAUGCGUAAUGUUGUUUUCUAAAACCUCUGUAUUCGUUCAUCCGCACGUCGUUUUUCAAUGUCACCAAUCCUGAGACCGAUCACGUGUGGGCGGAGGGCUAAAAUGGACAAAUAAAUCUCCGAUUUAAAAAAAAAAUGUAUCCGGAUACGUGUGGACGUGGCCCUUAAAUUCCUGCGAUUAUGUGACGGCUUUACGGGUAUGCUGCAAAUGAAUUCAUCCUUUAUGAGCAAAACAACAGCUAGCUCUGCACGAGCAUCACGCUUUGCUUCUUCGUCCACUCAAUCAAUUAAUCAAUCAAUCAAUCUUUAUUCCUCCUAAGAUAAAAAGACAUAUCUUAAGUUACAUCAGCAGUUGGAAGUCUAAAAAUACAUAAGACAUACUGUAUACAAAUAAUAGAAAGAUCAAAGAUUAUAUCUAAAAAUAAGUCUAUUUACAAAAACAUUCUUAAAUCUUUCAGUCUUUAUUUCCGGGCGAUGAGCACUUUUGUUUAAUACAUUGAUACGUUGUUUUUUUCUUCUUCGGAAUGAUGUUACUAAGCUGGCAAUCGGCAUCCACUGAACGUACCUUGAAAAGCUUCUUAUCUACAAGUCUUUCCUUUUAAAGCAUCUAUCCAAAACGUUUUGUAUGACCUUGAGAUCUGAGUGUACAGCGCCAUAAACAGGCAGACCAUAAGUGAAAUUCGGUAAAACUGAGGCGCUAAAUUGGUGGUCUACUUCACCUUGACUGAAACCUCGCUUCCGUAGAGAUCUAAAUGCAAACAGACACUUAUUUGCCUUAAUCAACUUAGCACGUACGUGUUCGCUAUAUUUACAAUUCUCCUGAAACGUAACGCCUAAAAUAGGCAGCUCCGUGCAUUGCGGAAUGUUAUUAACUUGCGCAAUAUCCUGAAUAAAACCUUUCUUGCGAAAAUAAUUUCUUGACAUUUCGACGGAUUACAAAUCAUACUAUUUUCCUUAGACCAAAUUAAAAACUGAUCCACCAAAUCCGUACGACAGUGGCCAUUACUCCAAAUGGGAACAAUGAGAGUAGAGUCGUCCGUGUAUUUAAACAGAGCUGGGUGAUUAUCUAUGCUGAUUUCCAGAUCAUUAAUAAAAAUACUAAAUAAGUACGCACCACUCACACUGCCCUGUGUAGUGCCCCUGUUGACACAUUGCCAUUGUCCUUGAAAACUGUUGUAAAUAAUGCACUGUUGACGAUUCUCAAGAAAGCUUAAAUACCAGCUGAUUAUGAAUGGAUUUAGAAGUACAUCCUUAAGCUUAUAAGACAAAAGUUCAUUAUUAACCCUGUCGAACGCUUUACUGAAAUCCAUGGCAAACAAACGCACGGUUUUACACUUAGGGUCAUCUAGAAACAAUAGACGGUGUGCUGCAUACUGAGGAGCGCGUCUACACAGCUCCCCCCCCCCGUCCGGUAGGGAAACUGAGUUGAGCUCAGAUGUUGCUGCACGACUACGACGCAAAACUUCCUUAUGUGACGUUUUGUGGAGGGCAUCGAACACUCGACGGUCAAUUAUUGUUUUUGGGCUUGGACACAGUGGGCUGAAAUCCAAGAAAAUUCGUCGACUUAUGUCAAACUCACAUUAUAUUGAUAGUAAACAUCCAUUCCCCCCUCUCUCUUACACGUGUAACGGACACCUCCCUAAAACUUACUAAACAUACUCCACCUCCCUAAAAGUGUUGGUCCCUGCUGUUCUUAACUGUUGUUUAUAUAUAUAUAUAUAUAAGAGGUUUGAACUUGAAAUCCGUAAAACAGUGCUCAAUACAUAAAGUAGAGCGAGUAUACGUAUGGUUGACGGAAGAAAACAAGUAACUACAUAAGUAUCCCUACCACAGAAACAAAGCCCUCUUGCGCAACAACUGAUGUAACGAACCUCGCACUGAAUAAAUUAUGUAAAUCAGUCUAGUAUAUAAGUAAUGGUAAAGUUAUUCUCAUUAAAAUCCCCUGAUGAGUGGGCAACCACGAAACAGGCUUGUAGGAAUACUUAUGUAGUUACUUGUUUUCUUCCGUCAACCAUACGUAUAUAUAUAUAUAUAUAUUUUUGAGGGGAGUAGUAUAGGUCACACAGGUUAGACACCUUUUUUGUAGUGGAAUCUUAUUACUGUGAAGUGGAAUAAAUUAACGUCGAUGACAUCUUUAUCUCAGCAAUAAAAUGCGGUCGAAUCUCAUCAACAUAACGUCACGAGCUAUUUUUAUGUAGUAUUUAGUAUAUUGAUUGAUUCUUAUUUUGAUGAUGUAACUUGUUGGGAUCAUGUCCUUUAUUUGUGAGAAUGAUUUCGUUGAUCAUUUUAAAUGAAUGAUUUUCCAGUAAUCGGAGGCUUAGUUAUGAGCACAGGAUUAUGGGAUCGCCAGGGGGGCAAACAUUGCAAGUCGCUGCAAAGAAAUGUAUGGCGUGGAAUUGUUUCUCCGUUAAAAAAAGCAAAGUCUUUGGACAUAGAAUGCCGCAUUUUGCCAUGAUUUUAUGAGAAGCGGACAAGACUAAUGUUUGUGCGUUGAAAUUAUAAGUUCUUGUGGGAUCGAUGCGAUGAAUUCUAUCGAUAAACACUCCUUCUUGCGAAAAGGUCGACUGUGAAAUUUACUGAAUGGUCUCGAAAUAUAUAGUACUAACUUAGGUAUAAAUGAGCGGGGAAUGCGGACUCAUUUAAGCCUUUCCAGUUGUAGUUACUUGUGCUGAUAUUUACAACGAGUGCAAUUACGCUCAGCUCGGGGCGAUCACAACGCUGUGCCGGUUUGUGACAAUGAUCAGGUACACAUAGAAUUUGAAAUGUACCAACUAUAAAAACAAAACCGUCUUCCCAAGUUGGUAUGUUUAUUUCUUCUCGCCGAAAAAACGCUAGCAAAAUGUUUUGUCAUGAUCCAGAGCAACAAUGAGUUCUAAUGCCUUUUCCAAUCAUUUUGUGGGAAGAUAAGGAAUCUCUGAAUUUCGCACAUCAAUUUAUUUGCAGUUAUACACUCACCGCUUUUGUAUCGGAAAUCUUACUCGUUUUUCGACACUCUCUCUUGCUAUUUCUGCCUCAUCUACUAAUGCUUUUAUACCAUGUACUUUCCAUGAAAUAUUUCGAAGAUGUUGCUUUGUUUAUACCAACGUAGAGGAGGAUUUUUUGUUUUUAUGGCCACGUACAUACCUUCGAUUGUUGUCUUGUCACAACCCGCACAGCGCCGCAUAGCGCUGAUCGCGGCCGAGCGUAGUUACACUCGAUGUAAAUAUCACCACACGGAAUUACAACUAAAAAGCUUAAAUGAGCCCCUUCAUUUAUACCAAAAUUUGCACUAUGUAUUUCGAGACCUUUCAUAUAGAUAACUGAAUUCAGUAACCAUAAAUUUCACUCUCAACCUCAAGCAAGGAGUGUUUAUCAAUAGAAUUUAUCGCAUUAAUCACACAGAAACUUGAAAUUUCAACGCACCAACAUUAGUCACCUCCCCUUCUCAUAAAAUCACGCCAUAUAUUUUCUCGCAAUGUUCGCCCCCUGGCGAUCCUAUGAUCCUGUGCGCAAAACAUGGGUCUCCGAUUACUGGAAAAUCAUUCAUUUUGUGUUUCAUGUCUUUAUUUGGUUAUGAAGACACCUGUGACUUAAAAUCACUGAACCAUGACGCCCUCAGUGUCCAUUGCAGGCCACUUAGGGUAUGUUCACAUUGUACCGUAUAGCUUUUUCGCCGGCACGAAAAUCAGUUCACACAUAAGAACGGUGAUUUCGGCGCGAUUUCUGUUAAACGGAGUAAAGCUGUGCCUCGCCGAUCUCUUAAGUGGAGAGUCACAUAUCGGAUAGAUGUCGUGUCUUCACCAAAGGUUAUCCGGUAUAGUGUGAACAUAGCCUUAUUGUUAUUAUUCCGGUUCACUGGUUUUUGGCGCGCAAAGGAGAUAAAGACGUCACCGACGUUAAUUUAUUCCACUUCAAAAAAGGGGUCUAAUGAGUGCCUCCUACACUACUAAAGUGGACAAAUCUUUUUUAGUGCUGAUACCAGCGGGGUCCACCUUAGAGAGAGUUCACGACAGCGCAGCUGCCUGAAUAUAUACCUUCUACAAACGCACUCUACCUUUUUCUCUAUUAACUAAAGUAUUUUCUUUUUCUCUUACAGCCGGAUGGGACAGAACUGUUUCAUUUUGUUGAUGGAUAUCCAUCUUGGGAUGCCUACCUCCGAAGCAUGAUGGAAGAUGGUACAUGGGGUGAUCACGUGAUUCUACACGGCGCGGCAAACUGUUUUCAAACUUGCAUCCACGUGAUCAGCAGUCUUCCGCAUCGCCAUGACGUAAUGGUCUGCCCAGAGUUUGAUGUUACUGGUAGCAACCGGCUUGUGCUGGGUCACGUGCACGAGCUUCAUUAUGUUAGCCUUAUUCCACAGAAAGGAGGUAAAGAUGUCUGA